AUGGGCGGCGGUGAUGAUGAAAGUCCGACGAUGGGUGCGACGCGGCCUCCUCACCGCCACCUUCCGAAUCUCUCGGCCUCGACCCCCUCGCUGCACACUCCGCCCGCCAUGAUGAGGACGUCUUCCAGCAGCGCGCAUUCGACCCCUUCCCCGGUUCGUGCGUUCUACUUGCAUAGGAAUGCGAGUAGCUCGACUAGCACGUUGGGAUUUAGAGGGAGUUUGCCGACUUUGGGGAGGGCGGAUUCUAGAGAAGUGAUGUUUGGGUUGGAGAGUCAUUUUGCUUCUUCUGUUUCGGCUGAGCCUUGGACUUCUAGACAUGCGAUUGAGUCGCCUACGGGAGCGAAGGGGAAGGGGAGGGGGUUCUUUGAUGGGAGGGAUGGUGAGGUUUCGGAUUGA
Molecule: messenger RNA, 396 nt
Organism: Zasmidium cellare ATCC 36951
Lineage: Eukaryota; Fungi; Ascomycota; Dothideomycetes; Mycosphaerellales; Mycosphaerellaceae
Exons: 1
Coding region: 1-396 (131 amino acids)
Source: RefSeq, a predicted model, not a curated record